UAGAUUGUUCUCCAGACGUAUCGGUCCGCGCCAGGUAUAUACUAUACGUAUAGUCGCUUCGAGCGUACACUCGAUCAGCUGGUCUCGAGAACGUCACUCACGCGUGUGAUAACAUCCAUCGACGUCGUGGGCACGUGAAAAGCAUGUUAAAAAUAGAAUCUGCAUAUAUAGAUCGAAUUAGGCGGACGUUGUAACGUAGUGGUAGGUCGUGACUCCUUGUGUCACCCUCGAACUCGGUUCGCCGCGGAAAAGUAACCUUCGUCUACCCUAUUUUAAUAUUCAAUCCUCCGCCCAGCCGUGCGUGGCCGACCACGGGGGCAUCCCCCGUAUAUGUAUAUAAUUAGCCGUUGAUCGAUAAUCGUCGAUGACAGUCUCGCUGGCUGCUCGUCGGCGUCGGAACAGUUACAGCCUGGAAGCGGUCGCGGCGAUUUCAGGAAACGGAAUCUCAUCUACCACGUAAUUUUUCCAAUCGAAUCAAAUGGUUGGGCCCAAUUGUCGAGCAUCCGCUGAUCUCUAACAUCCUCCAACAAUUUAAAUUAGGUGUAAUAAAACGUUCACUGAACACUGUGAAUCUCUGAGUGCAUCUUCUCUGAAUGUUUUGGCUGUUUCACGACUUUAAAGGCGCGUCAACUAUGCGAACGUCCAUCUUACAAUUAAUCCAACUCCUCUACCAACAUGUCGUUCAUUUCUUCUCCCUAGUGCCCCUGGUGUCUAAGAAAGUAAAGUUUGAAUUUGAAUUCAGUUGACCAUUGAAAAGUGUUAGUCCUGAUCUAAGACGGUACGCGUGUGUUCGGUCGUUUAUUGGCUCACAGAGCCAUGUACUAUGCUGUCAUCGAGCCUAAACGAUCUCGUCGUUGAUCCUUUGCAUCGCACCUACUUGUUUAGGAAAGAAUAGCGAAGAAACGUAGUCGACGAUUCUCGUUUCAUCGCAGAAGAAUUUUCCUCGAUAAUCGACUUUGGAAGGAGAUCUCCUUAGGAGUAGGAAACAGGAUGGAAAAGUACGAGAUGAUGGAGGUUGUUGGAGAAGGUAGCUAUGGAGUAGUGAUGAAGUGCAGACAUCGAGAGACUGGCCAGUUCGUUGCCAUCAAGAGGUUCCUGGAAACUGAAGAGGAUCUCCAGGUGCGGAAGAUGGCGUUUCGCGAGAUCAGGAUGUUAAAGAAAUUGCGUCACGAGAAUUUGGUGAAUAUGAUCGAAGUAUUCCGGCGAAAGAAACGAUUCUACCUAGUGUUCGAGUACCUGGACCACACUUUGCUGGAUGAAUUGGAACGCUUUGGUGGUAGCCUAGGUUACGAGGUAUCUAAGCGACAUAUCUACCAAGUACUUCGGGGAUUAAACUUCUGUCAUGCCAAUAAUAUCAUGCAUCGUGACAUAAAGCCAGAGAACGUUCUCGUGUCGCCCAAUGGAGUCAUCAAGCUUUGCGACUUUGGAUUCGCUCGACUCGUCAGUGGACCAAACGAAUCCUGCACGGAUUACGUAGCAACCAGGUGGUACCGAUCUCCAGAACUGUUGGUUGGCGAUCCACGGUAUGGCAAACCAGUGGACGUCUGGGCAACAGGCUGCCUGUACGCUGAAAUGAUGACUGGAAACCCCCUGUUCCCUGGCGACAGUGACGUAGAUCAGCUUUACAGAAUCACCAAAGUUCUUGGAGGACUCUGCAACAAGCAUCAAGCGAUGAUGGGCCACAAUGGACCUGGAAGAAUGCUGCGUCUGACGAGCGCAGACGAGCUCGUAGGACCCCCUCAGUCUGGUCUCGCGUCUAUUCGUAGAAUGUUCCCUUUGUGGGACCCUUUGACCACGGAUUUCUUGGCUCAGUGUCUUCGAAUGGACCCUGACUUGAGGCCUAAGUGCUCGACGCUGUUGAAUCAUACCCUGUUUACGAGAAACGGCUUCGCGGACAAGUUCCUCGACGAGUUGCAGCUCCACGUCGCCAAGGAGUCCGCCAUGAAUCCUUUGGUUGGCAAAAGAUCAGAGGAGAGGCGAUUGAGCAUCCUUUUGGCAGAGUCUCCGACUAGAACUUGUCGCAAAAGCACUGGCAGAUGGCAGAUAACCAUGAUCAAGGACAAAUCGAACAGCGACAAAGUCCCAUCGGAGCAAAUCGAGACCGUGGAGACCCAUCGACCACCUCCGAUACAGAUCACUCGUCCAAGGGAGGUUUGUUACUUCGGGCCCGUUUCCGUGGCGCCGAAUACGACCUACAUCCGGAGGCUCGAGCACAAAGGAUUGCUUACAGCAGGGUCAAAGGGUUGCACGCUGCUACCCUCCCUAGCGUCUAAAGACCAGAGCAAGGCGAGCACUGCUGGCAAGAGAAAGAGAAUCGAUUUUCCCAGCGUGGAUCGCUAGAGGAAUCUAUCACGUAUCAUAGGCAAGUGAUCCUGAUCAACCCUUUGCGCCCAAAGGUCGAUUCUCAGCCGCUAUGGCGCUUCAUAUGGCGGCUCUAUGGAAAUGAACAUUUCGUGAGACGAAUUUUAAAUGGAUUUUUUUUCUUUAAUCGAGUAAUCUCUAAAUCGAUUUUCAUGUAUAAAUAUACUGUCUCAGUUUGAUAUUGUAUAUUUUUUCCUUUCCUCAAGAGGUUAAGGCAAUUUAUCGAUUGGUUUGGUCAUUUUUAUAUAAUUACAUUGCUCACCUUGAAUUCUUUAUAUGCAGGAGAGUCAUUAAACACCAACACGAAAGUUUCUGCUCACCUGCCCGGUGAAAUUUCCAAGUACAGAAAUGAAUUUAUUUCGUGAAAAUGUACAUAUAUAAUAGUGGUCGAUCAACCAGUACACUUGUAAUUUACUUUAUAUAUUAUUAUACUAUCAAUAAAUGUAUGUUGUAUAAUUGUUUUGGAUGUUGUAUUUAUCUACUAAGUAAACGAGUUAUUUUUAGUAUUUAAAUUCGGAUAAAUUAUUCAUUUACAAUAGUAACGUAUCACGAGAAAUGCUUUUUCAUAUCAACUAACAAGAAUCCAAUGUUUCAUUCAACUAUUAAAUUAUGUAUAACCAAUAUUGUUGGCUGUUGUAUUACUCGAUCGAUUAAUACUUUUUCGACGCGCAUUAAAUGCAAGGGGAAACCUAUUUUCUUUUAACAUAACAAGUACUUAUAAGAUGGUAAUGUGAUAUAUGUAGUAUAAUAAUAUAAUAAUAAAAUACUACUGUACGCGUGUUUCUAUUUUGUAACAGUGAUAACGUGUCGAGAGUACCAGUGAAAAGUAGAAAAAGUGUAAUAUAGUAUAAUAUAUGAUAUAAUAAUAAAAUAGAAAUGCAUGCA
Molecule: messenger RNA, 3246 nt
Organism: Hylaeus volcanicus
Lineage: Eukaryota; Metazoa; Arthropoda; Insecta; Hymenoptera; Colletidae
Product: cyclin-dependent kinase-like 4
Exons: 6
Coding region: 991-2340 (449 amino acids)
Biological process (GO): protein phosphorylation
Cellular component (GO): nucleus
Molecular function (GO): ATP binding; cyclin-dependent protein serine/threonine kinase activity
Source: RefSeq, a predicted model, not a curated record